UACGCUUGUGGUUCCUGUUUGCAAACACGGCUGCCUAGUGAGUGGAGCGUUCGUGAAGUGUCUCGUAUAAUACGGUCCGUAGUCGUUUCGCCGCAGUGUCAUUUUUCAAGAUCUGAUUCACUGAGUUCAGCGAUGAUGAAGUGAAGACCGAAGUGACACUGGCAGUGACUGACAGCGAGUGACUGCGGUUCCUGCCACUCGCCCCAAAGAACCGUUAGGGAGAGGAGGAGGAGAACCACUGGCAGGGACGACGUCAUCAUGCAGUUCGCCCGCAGCAGCAGGAGGAGGCGAUUCGGGUUGGAGCUUCGUUUCGCCGAUGUGUUCGGCGUGGAGAGCGCGGACCGGGACCGGGACCGGGACCGGGACAGCCUCUCUCAGGUGCUGCGGCGGACCGAGCAGCAGCAGGAGCCCGCGGAGGAGGAGCAGGAGGGGCACGUGCUGUUCGGAACCCUGCAGGGCAGCGUCGUGGGCCUCCGAUACUACACUGGUGUGGUGAACAAAGGGGAAAUGGUCUCCCUGGUGAGAGAGCCACAGAAUCCCUACGACAGGAAUGCGGUGAUGGUGACCAAUGUGUAUGGCAACCAGGUGGGACACAUCAGGCGACAGCUGGCUGCACCCAUGGCCCACAUCAUGGACAACAACCUGGCCAAGGUGGAAGGGGUUGUUCCUUACCGUACAAACAACCAAUUCACAAUGCCUGUACAUCUCUCCUUCUGGGGGAAGGAGGAGAAGCGCAUGGAAGUUGUGAAUGAGCUCAGCAACCAUGGGUUCAAACUUGCCCCGGGAUCCAAAGGUUUGUCUGCAAGUGGGCAGGGGCCAUCAAGAGCAGGUACUACUCUGGAAAGGUUUUGGACAGUCCCCAGAAAAACAACUGCGGUGGCGCUGACACCGGAACAGCUGAAGAACGUCUUUGACAAACUCUUCGAUGACCUCAUGGAAGACAAGACUCGGGAGAUGGAGGCAGCAGAGGCCGUGGGCACGCCGCUGCUUCCACAUCAGAAACAGGCUCUGGCCUGGAUGGCCUCGCGGGAGAACAGCAAUGACCUUCCCCCUUUCUGGGAGCAGCAGAACAACCUGUACCUCAAUGUCCUCACCAACUUCGCUGUGAAGGAAAGGCCAGACAAGGUCCAGGGAGGAAUCCUAGCUGAUGACAUGGGACUGGGAAAAACCCUUACUACAAUUGCCCUGAUCCUCACAAAUUUCCACAAUGGGAAGCCUUUGCCUCUGCAGAAGUGUGCAGCUUCACCAAAGUCAGCGGUUAGGGUUCCCAAAAUGGUCAAGGGAAGGAAUUCGUCUUUGGAAUCAGAGAGGAGCAGAAGCCAUUUUGCAGAGGAAACGCCAAAAGUUUCUGCAAGCUCUUCUCAUCCUAAAAGGGGUUCAGAAGCUAGCGAUGUAAUUGUCAUCUCUGACUCAGAUGAUGCUGGAGAAGGUGUGGCACCCAAGAAGAGAGCUAAGCGCAAAGAAAGCAAAGGGGAAACAUCCACCAGCUCCACAAAGGGGUCUGUCAUUCUGUCUGAGGACAGUGACUUUGCAGCUGCCCUGGGCGAAUUUCUGCAGGGACCGAGUUCUCAGAAGAAGAAAGCCCACAAGAAGAGUGAGGGGGGUGAUGACACACAGGGCAAGACUGGGAAAAGUGUAGGAGCCAGAGCCACCCUGAUUGUGUGCCCCCUCUCUGUGCUCAGCAAUUGGUUGGACCAAUUUGAGCAGCAUGUAUCUGCAGAUGUGAAGAUGAAUGUGCAUGUGUACUAUGGUACAGAACGGAUCCGUGACCCCAAGUUCCUGGCCAAGCAGGAUGUGGUACUGACCACAUAUAACAUCCUCAGUACAGACUACACGGACAAAAGGAGCAGCCCACUGCAGGCAGUGAGCUGGCUACGGGUGGUGUUGGAUGAGGGGCACAUUGUCCGAAAUCCUGCGGCGCUGCAGAGCAAGGCUGUGCUGGCUCUGACCGCAGAGCGACGCUGGGUCUUGUCAGGCACUCCAGUCCAGAACUCCCUGAAAGACCUGUGGAUGCUCAUCUCUUUCCUGAAGCUCAAACCCUUUGAUAUAAGGGAGUGGUGGAACAGAGUCAUCCAGAGGCCUGUCAUGUUGGGUGACCACUCUGGGCUUCAGAAUCUGCAGGCUCUAGUGAAGGGAAUCACCCUGAGACGCACUAAGAACAGCAGAGUGGGUGGCCGGCUGCUGGUGGAACUGCCACAGAAGAAGGUGUUUGUUGAACACGUGACUCUCACUGAGGACGAGAGACGGCGGUACGAGAGGGUUAGGAAAGACAGCAGGGCCAUAAUAAAACGGUACUUCAGAGAGGGCACCGUGCUGACUAACUACGCAGAUGUGCUGGCUAUCCUGGUCAGGUUGCGGCAGUUCUGUUGCCAUCCUCAGCUACUGGAGGGUGCUGCCACCCCAGCAGGCCCCACAGAGAAGGCGAGCACACCUGAUGAACUUCGGCAGUAUCUGGUGAAGAAGAUUAGUCUGGUUCUGAGUUCUGGCUCAGAUGAGGAGUGUGCCGUGUGCCUGGACUCCCUCCGUCAGCCUGUCAUCACUUACUGUGCCCAUGUGUACUGUAAGCCCUGCAUCUGUGAGGUCAUCCGCUCGGAAAAGGAAAAUGCCAAAUGCCCAUUGUGCCGGAUGCAGCUCAACAUCAAAGAGCUGGUGGAAUACCCAGGAGAGCAGGAGAAUCUGGAUGCAGCUCAAGAUAAAGAUGAGUGCCUGUCUAGCUCCAAGGUGGAUGCUUUGAUGGUCCACCUGUUUCAGCUGCGCAGUCAAGAUCCCAAAAUCAAAAGUUUGGUGGUGUCUCAGUUUACCAGUUUCCUGUCUCUGCUUGAAGUCCCACUGAGGCAACAUGGCUUCGACUUCACACGCCUGGAUGGUUCCAUGAACCAGAAGAGCAGGGUUAAGGCCAUACAGGCCUUCCAGGACACUGCCCAGGGAAGCCCCACCAUCAUGCUGCUGUCGCUGAAGGCUGGAGGGGUGGGGCUCAACCUGACUGCUGCUUCCCGUGUGUUCCUCAUGGACCCUGCAUGGAACCCAGCAGCUGAGGACCAGUGUUUUGACAGAUGCCAUAGGCUGGGGCAGAAGGUUGAUGUGGUAAUUAUCAAGUUUAUCGUGAAGGACUCUGUGGAGGAGAACAUGGUUGAGAUACAGCAAAAGAAGCAGAAACUAGUGGAGAAGGCCUUUGGGAUGAAGAAUGCAGAGGAACGCAAACAGUCGCGCAUUGAGGACAUUCGGGCUCUCAUGGAGUUGUAGUAGUGCAGUGUGGUGAUUCUGUUAACCUCAUCUUUUGUUUAUUUACCUUAUUACCAUCUUACCUUUACAAUAUGUUUUUAAAUUCCGAACAAUUUAAUAAGCUGAAAAAGAAUGGAAAUGGAAAGAAUUUUUUUUUUUUUUUGGAUAAUUAUGUCAGAACGAGGCUGGGACUUGGCAGUAUCUUUUUCCUUUUACUUAUUACUUUUAGCUUAGGCUUCAUUUUUUUGGGCUUUAAGUACAUAUUAGAGGGUAACAUCGUUCCUGACAUUCUUGCAAGAAAUGUAUUUAUCAAAGUUGCUAAAACUGGGAGAAUCAGGCCUUUUCACUAGCAGCCUGGAAAAUUAUCAAGUCUAAGCAUGUGGGUUUAAAUAGCUGAAGUUUAUGGUUAAAUGUUUCCUUAGUGGGGGAGGAUGAGUGGUGGUCAUCUGGGCCCUCAUAGGGCAGCAUAUGGAAACAGUGUUCGCUAACUGUAGCAAGUCCUUGAAAUGCAGAGUGGUUGGUGUUAAGGGGGGAUUAACUAGAAAUGUGUAAAAAGGAAAGGGAAUACAUUCCAGAAGUUCUGUAGGGAAUAUUUUUUUAAAAAAAGCACUCGGAGGGAUUUACAGGUGAAAUGGAUGUGGGAAAAACUAGUUUCCAAUGGCC
This is a messenger RNA of Scleropages formosus (Asian bonytongue), 3885 nucleotides long. RefSeq names its product helicase-like transcription factor (gene hltf). Bases 259 to 3243 code for a protein of 994 amino acids. Gene Ontology annotation, molecular function: ATP-dependent activity, acting on DNA; zinc ion binding; ATP binding. The record is from RefSeq and is a predicted model, not a curated record. Gene Ontology annotation, biological process: DNA repair. Gene Ontology annotation, cellular component: nucleus. Lineage: Eukaryota; Metazoa; Chordata; Actinopteri; Osteoglossiformes; Osteoglossidae. The transcript is spliced from 25 exons.